ACUCACUCCAGCUCAAAGACACUCUGGCCCGCCAAGCCCUAAAUCUCCAUCAGAGCCGGACCGAUUGAACCUUUUUUAAAAAAAUAAUUUUGCAAUCCCAUACAUAAAAUAACUUUGUUCUUUCCAUGGAAUGUCUGUUCUGAAUCGUAUCGAGAGUCUGCUCGAACUCUGCCAAAAUGCCUCGAUUGUGCUGCAGCAAAAAGCCGCUACCGUAAAGGAUUCUCAGCAACUCGGCAUUAUAUUGAUGGCAGGCAGGGACUUGCGAGCAGGCAUUAAAGACUUGGUCAAAAUUCAAGACACAUUUGAUGAAUCAGUCGGUCGACCUCGGGUUGAAGACGUAGCCUCGGCCGAAGACACCAUGGAGCGAACGAGAAAGUAUCUUCACCAUGCUAUGAAAGUUUCGGCAGACGACUAUAUACCAUCCCCACCUUUAUCGCUAUCUUCACUCGCUGCCAAGUCUCACCCGCUGGAGAUCCCUUCAUCCCCGUCCACACACCGUCCGAUCAACGCAGUAGACAACCUUAAGAGUGAGGAGGAUGUUGAAGAGUUCGUCGACGCUGUAGAAGACAUGCCAACUCCGAUGAGCCCUGCACAGACCACACAACUUGAAGACAACCUUCAAGGACUCAGUAUUGAAGAGCCUGUACCCCUCAAGCGAUCUAAUAGCAAUUUCAGUCUGUUUUCACUACCGCCUAAUGCAACGUGGGAUCCUUCAUCUGACGACACUGCCAAUACUGAUCCAUUGGCCAAAUCACUCACUAUCGAGGACUACUUUCCCGUGCCAACUCGUACGCUUUCAACUAGCCCAAAAACGUUUGCGUCGGCGUCAACACCUUUGCCGUUGUACAACUCUAUCAGUUUUUUGAAUGACGAUAAUGAGACAAACGCCCGGCGCAGUGACGUAUUUGCUUCCGAUGUUGUGGUUAGCCACCCGCUUCGAAUCGGUGUCGGAUAUGGCAGUUAUGUCUGCUACAGCUGUACCGUCUACAGCACCAAGGGUGCUUCCAUCACUGCCAGGAAACGGUACUCUGAUUUCGUACAACUGCGCGAGAGCCUUGUCGUCCAUUAUCCUCGGUUAAAGAACAAUUUGCCCAAAUUACCGCCCAAGAAGGUCGUUGGCAAGUUCACCCCAGCAUUCAUUGAAAAGCGCCGUCGGGAACUCGAAUACUUUCUCAAAUACGUUUCCUUGCACCCCACACUGGGUUCUAGCAUGGAGGUCAAACGCUGGCUCACCCAAUAAUACUGUGUACAUUAUGCUAUGCCAUUUUUCCGUUUCAUACUAUUUACCCCCUUGGAUGUCUAUUCGUCUUAACAUCAACAGAAUGGUCAGACUGUACUGUAAGCACACAUAAUACUGUCUUUAU
This is a messenger RNA of Umbelopsis ramanniana AG, 1364 nucleotides long. RefSeq lists its product as uncharacterized. Gene Ontology annotation, molecular function: phosphatidylinositol-3-phosphate binding. Gene Ontology annotation, cellular component: endosome. The record is from RefSeq and is a predicted model, not a curated record. The transcript is spliced from 4 exons. The coding region runs from base 131 to 1240 and encodes 369 amino acids. NCBI's taxonomy places the organism in Eukaryota, Fungi, Mucoromycota, Umbelopsidomycetes, Umbelopsidales, Umbelopsidaceae.